This is a messenger RNA of Hydra vulgaris (swiftwater hydra), 1525 nucleotides long. Its product is annotated as nematogalectin-related. NCBI's taxonomy places the organism in Eukaryota, Metazoa, Cnidaria, Hydrozoa, Anthoathecata, Hydridae. Gene Ontology annotation, molecular function: carbohydrate binding. The record is from RefSeq and is a predicted model, not a curated record.
UUCUACCUGAAAAUUUGCAAUUUUGCGCAUGCGUUGUUUGGCGUGAAAUACUCUGACCGCGGAAUAUAGCGCGAGGAUAGAUAUUGUUUAUAAAAGUAUCUGACUCUGUAGGGAGUCAACUGAACUUGUUGGUUGAAAAGAAUUGGAAAGAAAAAUUUUAAUUAAAUUUAACUAACAGUUGUUUAAAGGAUAUGAGGUUAUUGCCACAGGCUCUUGUAGUGGCCGUGGUGGUGGUGCUCUACACUGACCAUGCACAUUCUUUUCCCGUUUCUCCUGUACCACCGCUACUCAAUAAGUUGUUAAAAGACCAAAAUGUUACUCUUGGAUUCAUAUUAAAGGGACUUCAAGGUCCACCUGGUAGAGAUGGUUUACCUGGUGCAGCAGGUUUUCCGGGUCCCCCAGGUCCACCUGGAUGGAAAGGUGACCCAGGUGCACCAGGUGCUCCGGGAAUAAACGGAUUUUUAGGAGGUCCUGGUCCUCAAGGACCUCCAGGAAAUGAUGGUUUUCCUGGACCUCCAGGUCUUCCUGGUGCACCAGGAUGGCCAGGUGGCAGUGGCAUGCCUGGUCCUCCAGGUCCUCCUGGUUUACCAGGUCCAGCUGGUAAUUCAGGUCCUACACCAAUUAGAUAUAAUGGAACAGUAAAAUGCGAAGAAGAUACUGCUUGGUUGAGAUGCAAUGAAUAUAAACAUAUUUCCAUUAUGUCCGCAUUUUGGGGGAGAAGAAACUUCGGUUUAUGUACGGAACAUACCGGAAAUCUAGUUACGAACAAAUAUUGUCCAACGACUCCUUUAUUCUUAACAAAAGUAAAAGAUGCAUGUGAAGGAACCACAAUGUGUGAAAUCCGAUGCACUAAAUUCUUCUUUCACGACCAAACCUGUUUGGAUGUUUACAAAUAUCUUGAGGUUUACUAUAAAUGUAUUGAGGUCAUCAACGGUCACGAAGUGGUCAACGAGGACAAUCUACUUAAUGCCAAUUUUUUGGGCUAAAAAUAUUAUAUAACACCAUAUGAACACCUUUUUUUAAAAAAACCUAACGCCUCACAAAAAAAAAACAUUGAGUCAUUGUACACUAGAAGUAAACCAACAGAGAAAAUUAUGUCAAAUAAAUCGAUUAUUUUUUUAUCGAAAUUUAGCUCUAUGAGAUUGUUCAGUUUACUGAGAGAAUAAGUUUUAUAUCAAACUAUAAAGUGUAUACUUCAUAUUAAAUAUGUAUAUACGGGCAAGGCAGCUCUUCAAUUUUUUUAUGUCUUAUAUCAACACGCCAACGUUAUAUUGCCAAAGUAGUUCGAUGUUGCAACAUGGAUUAAUCAUUUCUAUCUUCAAGUAUUUGUUCCUCAGAGACAGUAAAGAGAUACGUUUUGAUAAGGUUGACGUGUUGUAUACGACAUUGGAAUAUUUAGCCGUCUGUUCUAUAUCAAUAUUUAUAACUCGUAUUAAUAGUAUAUUGUUUGUGGUAUAGUCUCGAAUGCAUUAUUUUCGCUAUGAAGAAAUUUGUAUCUAUUUAAAAAAGAAAGCUUUGUUUUAUA